Messenger RNA from Carica papaya (papaya), 1566 nucleotides. It is a transcript of the gene ACBP3, whose product is annotated as acyl-CoA-binding domain 3. Gene Ontology annotation, molecular function: fatty-acyl-CoA binding. NCBI's taxonomy places the organism in Eukaryota, Viridiplantae, Streptophyta, Magnoliopsida, Brassicales, Caricaceae. The record is from RefSeq and is a predicted model, not a curated record. Gene Ontology annotation, biological process: fatty acid metabolic process.
ACUGGAAUAUGCUUUUCUCUGCAAAUAUCCUUUCCUCCCCUCACUCUUCUUCCGAUAUUAUUUCCUUACCCAUUUCCGUAUAGACAAAUCCUUCUCUCGUUUUUUCCUCAUCUCUUCGUCCUUGCCUCAUUGUCAUUGCAUCUGAAUUAUUGUGUAAAUUUUCGUUUCCUUUCAUUUUGAUUCUUUUCCUUGUUUGUUUGUCGGGAAAGGAAGAGGAUUAAUGGAGCUUUUUCUGGAGCUAUUUUUUACGGCUAUUAUCGCCGUUCUGUUUUCGUUUCUUGUUGCUAAGCUUGUGUCGGUAGCUAUGUAUGGUGAUCCGACCUCUUACUCGGAUUCCAAGUCGGGGACGGGUGUCCAUGAGGUGGAUGAGUUGCAGUUUCGGCAGCAGAUGAAAGGUCAGUCCUGUGAAGGCGAAAAGAAAAUUGUGUUCGUUGAAGAGAAGGUUGAAAAGGUUGACCGAGUUUGCGAAGACUCUGUUCCGGUUGAGGAGGAAACCGUUGAAUCGGCUGAAGGUGGGGAAAUAUUCGGAACGAAAUGCGAGGAAUUGCGAGAGGAAGUUGCAGAGAAGGAAUCAGAGGUUGCUGGAUCGCGAGGAGUUUCAACGGAGGAAGCGAUGAUUGUGGAAGAGGAUAUAAAAUGCAGCGAUUUAAACGAAGAAGGAAAUGAACGAAAGGAAGUUGAAGAGGAUGUUAAUGACGUCGUUGUUGAGAAAUCCGAGGAGGCCAGGACUCUGGAUACUGAACCAACGGCAAUAGGAGAAGAGAAGAAUGAAGAAUUGUUUAUUGAAGAUGAUGACUGGGAGGGGAUUGAGAGGAGUGAGUUGGAGAAGCUUUUCGCUGCCGCUGCAAAGUUUGUAGAGGAAUCAGGAGAGAAAGGAAACUUGGCAAGCACUGGGAAUGAUGCGCUGAUGGACUUAUACGGACUUCACAAAGUUGCCACCGAAGGGCCUUGCCGUGAGCCGCAGCCAAUGGCUCUCAAGGUCUUUGCGCGUGCUAAGUGGAAUGCUUGGCAAAAGCUUGGGAACAUGAAUCCAGAUGUGGCAAUGGAGCAAUAUAUUGCACUUCUUUCAGAUAGGAUUCCCGGAUGGAGGGAAGAAAGUUCUGCUGCAAAGAGUAAAAAGCAUUCAACGGAAGCAGAAAUUUCAGUUGUACCAGCACCUAAAUCUAGGUCUUUUGCUGGCAAUCAGACCACACUUGCACACGGACGUGGAAGCAUUUCAGAGACGAAGUUUGAUGUUGAUGAAGGUGAUCUGACUGGGGCUUCAAGCUCGGACAACAUGGCUAAAGAAUGAUAAAUGUUACUCUGCUAAUUGCUCUCACCAACCACGGGGCCAUUCUCCUACGAUGGUUGAGCAGAAACAAGUCUAUUUUUUUUAUUGCUGAGUAUAAAAACAAUGUCCUUCAAGUACUGAAGGUCUUUAAUCUAUUUAUACCACGAAUUGUUGGUUUCAAUCUCCUGGUAGUGUGUGGUUUAAUGAUACUGUUAUUGCUGUGCAUAUAUGUGUGUGUAUAUACAGAUAUAUGAACUCACCAUAUUUUCAAUAAAUUCAUUAACUGGAUGAUGCAA